Messenger RNA from Staurois parvus, 304 nucleotides. The record is from the annotation of a GenBank genome assembly. NCBI's taxonomy places the organism in Eukaryota, Metazoa, Chordata, Amphibia, Anura, Ranidae.
CGGGGUUCGGGGAAGAGCGGAUAUAGUGAAUGCGGGGUCCGUGGAGAGCGGAUAUAGUGAAUGCGGGGUUCCGGGGAGACCAGAUAGUGAAUGCGGGGGGCCCGGGGAGAGCGGAUAUAGUGAAUGCGGGGUCUGGGGAGAGCGCGAAUAUAGUGAAUGCGGGGUCCGGGGAGAGCGGAUAUAGUGAAUGCGGGGUCCGGGGAGAGCGGAUAUAGUGAAUGCGGGGUCCGGGAAGAGCGGAUAUAGUGAAUGCGGGGUCCGUGGAGAGCGGAUAUAGUGAAUGCGGGGUCCGGGGUAGACCAGA